Erigeron canadensis is the source of this 1396-nucleotide messenger RNA. Its product is annotated as GDSL esterase/lipase At1g09390-like. Bases 101 to 1201 code for a protein of 366 amino acids. Gene Ontology annotation, molecular function: hydrolase activity, acting on ester bonds. The transcript is spliced from 5 exons. The record is from RefSeq and is a predicted model, not a curated record. Lineage: Eukaryota; Viridiplantae; Streptophyta; Magnoliopsida; Asterales; Asteraceae.
UAGAAGCUCAAAAGGUACUUAAUUACAGAAUGCCAUUGAAGCAGGAGCAGUAGUACUAGUGAAAGUGAUGCAGUAAAAGUGAACUCAAAUCAAUCAAUCAAUGGCUUCUCUCAACUCCAUCUCUAUCUUUUCCACAACUCUUAUUAUAAUCAUCAUUUCUUUACUUACCAACUCCACUGAAUCUUUGUUAUGUACCAACAAACCUCUCAUUUUCAACUUUGGUGAUUCCAACUCCGACACCGGUGGUCUUGUCGCCGGUCUUGGUUACUCCGUCGCUUCUCCCUACGGCCGUACUUUUUUUGGCAAACCCACUGGUCGUCUCUCUGAUGGCCGUCUCAUCAUCGAUUUCCUAUGUCAAAGUGUGAAAGCAAAGUUUUUGCCUCCAUACUUGGAGUCAUUGGGUUCAACAUUUUCAAAUGGGGCCAACUUUGCUGUGGUCGGGUCCUCGACGCUCCCUAAGUUCGUACCAUUUGCUUUAAACGUUCAACUUAUGCAGUUCCUUCACUUCAAGUCCAGGUCUGAUGAGCUUUUUGCCGCAGGUUCACAAAAUAUGAUCAGUAAUGAUAGGUUCCAACGUGCACUUUAUAUUAUCGACAUAGGCCAAAAUGACAUUGCUGAUGCGUUUGCCAAGAAGUAUUCGUAUGCCCAGGUGAUCAAAAGAAUACCAUCUGUACUUGCAGAAAUCAAGAAUGCCAUAAUGACUCUACACGAUCAUGGUGGCAGAAAGUUUUGGGUUCACAAUACUGGUCCACUGGGUUGUCUGCCUCAGAAACUUUGGUUAGUUCAACCAACGACUACACAACUGGAUCCAAAUGGAUGUAUUUCAACCUACAACACUGCUGCAAGUUUGUUUAAUGAGGGACUCCGCCACUUGUGCACACAAUUGAGGUCAGAAUUGAAGGAUUCAACAAUCAUUUAUGUUGAUAUUUACUCAAUCAAGUAUGACCUCAUUGCAAAUGCUAACAAAUACGGUUUUUCAAGCCCAUUAACGGCAUGUUGUGGCUUCGGAGGGCCUCCAUAUAACUACAACAUAAAUGUCACAUGUAGCCAUGGUGCUGCUCAAGCAUGCGCUCAAGGAUCUAAGUUCAUUAGUUGGGACGGGAUACAUUUGACCGAGGCAGCUAAUUCCAUAGUGGCUGCAAAAAUACUUUCUCAAGAAUAUUCCACGCCUCGUUUGCCAUUUGAUUUCUUUUGUCACUGAUUGUAAUUUAGUCCUUUAAGAUAUAUAUAUAUAUAUAUAUGCAUAUCUGAGUCUACCACGCAAGUAGCUUCGUUCGAGUUGUUCCAUCUGUCAUACUCGAAAUCUUCUCCUUUAUGAGUUUUACAUAACGAAUGAAAUGUAUUUCCUUCUUAUAAAACUACAAUGAAUAUCCAGAUUUGGUUCUUGGGUUGAUAA